UUUACGUCCAAUUCGCGCUCUAUCGCAUGUUGAAAAGUCAAGUAGCGUCCAUGAAUGCUUCUGAAAAUUCCAUCAAGUCUGUAUUAUGGUUGAUUAUCUGUCCAGCAAAGGUUGCUAGGAUUCCACAGGCUACUGUCAAAGUGGUAAAUGAAACUGCUCGACUUGUCUAGUGCUGCAUUUUUGCAUUUGUGCUGGAUUUUGUAUUUUCGUACUUUCUUCUUUUUCCUUUUUCAAGAAGUCAAUGGUCGAAUUUCUUACGUCAAAUACUCAGUUGGUUCUAGCGGGUCUUCUUGCCAUUUUGGCUUUCUGGAUUUGCUUAUUGGUUGUUUCAUACUUGUUGGAUCUUUUCAUUCUGUUACCAAAUCAACUUAAUCUCUGGAUUGCUUCAAUUUUCGGUUUCGACUUGACGUUGGAAAGAAACGACUUGACGAAUGAUAAUCCCGUCCCACUGGAUACAAUCCCAAGCGAGUUUCAAAACCGAUCAAAUGACCCUAAUAAUCUUGCAGACGAACAAUCAUCUUCUGAAUGCGUUGAACAAUUUCCGCGAAAGACAGCAGAAACCAAGUCAAUCUAGGGACGUUGAAAGCACUGGGAAUUUGGAAAGCAGCUGAUUCCUUGGUUUCGUACUUUUAUUUUUCAACCUCUUAAUUCUUCUUUCGAUAUUUUAAUCGGCGAGGUGAGAAAUUGAAAGGUUUAUUCUCUCUUUCAUAUUCAGUGUUUUUAUGUUAAAGUUUCUUCAUUUCAACAACCUUUUUUUUCCGUUUUUUUUUUGCAUAAAUUAUUUAUUUUGUACUUUGCAUUGCUGAUGUCGUUAAAUACGUGAUAAUCCUUGAUGCUACGAUGAAAUCGUAUUGACUUUGAGGCAAGUGAACGUUUACAUAACAUGGUAGCGAUUAGAUGGUCGUUAUUUCACUGGUAUCCUUUCGCUAUGUGAUCUGUACUUUAGAUCGGGACGACACCUAUGAGAUGACUUUUCCAUGUCCCCUAAACGAGUAUCACUUUUCUUUUGGAUAACAUCUUGCAUCUGCGUGACACUUCAUUCCCUCUGUAAAAAAAAAAAUAACAUUGUUACACUUUUGUUCUUAUUUGUUUGUACUGGAAUUUUAGAUAUAUGCCCCUUUCCGUUGUAUUAACAUAGCAUUAAUGAGGUCUCUGAUUGAUGUCUUCAGAUUCCUGCUAUUUAUCGGUUUUUCUGCGUGCACGUUCCCUUACAUUUGCAGUGUUUAAUCAAUGGACGUGUGAUAAAAAGCACAGCUAUGUGAAUCUUAUUAGAGGUGAAGCCUAUAGCACUCCGGAUUCCCAUGUUGUCUCAGAGCAUAUUACUUACAAGACCCUCAGACUCUUAAUUGCAGUGAUCGGAUGGGAACUGGUGGUUUCGCCUAGGUAUGGCCGUGGACAGUUCCUUCAGUUCAAAGAAGUAAUUUAUAGGUUUUUUUGAUCCUGAAGAACCCGUGAAAGCCGCUUUUUGGUUGUAGGCUGUUAUUCAAUUGUCUAAUGAAAAGCAGUUAGCUAAUGCGUCUGCAGUUUCCAUGUUUUGUUUGUUACUUCUUCUGUGUGAAUAAAUUAAGUACAACGAGAAAUUAGUAGCUCAC
Molecule: messenger RNA, 1592 nt
Organism: Schizosaccharomyces cryophilus OY26
Lineage: Eukaryota; Fungi; Ascomycota; Schizosaccharomycetes; Schizosaccharomycetales; Schizosaccharomycetaceae
Exons: 2
Coding region: 242-574 (110 amino acids)
Source: RefSeq, a predicted model, not a curated record